AAAGUCUAAAAAAAAAUUAUUCAACAAAAUGCAAAGAAAUUUGUUACUUUCCUUGCGCCCGUUGCUCCGCCGGUCCCAAGUGUUGUCUCCGCUGUAUGCUACCCCGCGGAUGUUUGCGACCCCGCAGGUGUUUGCGACCCCGCGGUUGUUUCAAACUGGUUCCCUGAUGCAGGCUCAGAAGAAAAUCAAGGGCAAGCUCUCGCCGAAGAUAGCCAAGUUGCAGAGGCAAUAUCAGGAGAACAAUGGAAAGCCGGUGUUCCUCAAGGGCGGACCCAUGGACAACAUUCUAUAUAGGCUGACUUGGGUCCUAGCCAUCAUAGGCAUCUUGGGCGAUGUCUGGCUUUGGCUUGGAUAUAUAAUAUUUAAUUAACGUAUAUAAACGACUUACACAUGCAGAUAGUCAACACAAGUGCCACGACUGUCAUCAAAAAAUGCGACACUUAAAUCAACCAUUUCUGCUCCACAUCCCUCCCAAAUUCAACAUGUAACACUAAAACAUACAAAAUCGUCGUGCUUUCUGCGCCGCAUCCCUCCCAAAAGUAACAUGUGACAUUAAAUCAAAAGAAAUAUUCCCGUUUUCUGCA
Molecule: messenger RNA, 584 nt
Organism: Drosophila persimilis
Lineage: Eukaryota; Metazoa; Arthropoda; Insecta; Diptera; Drosophilidae
Gene: COX7AL
Product: cytochrome c oxidase subunit 7A1, mitochondrial
Exons: 2
Coding region: 29-370 (113 amino acids)
Biological process (GO): regulation of oxidative phosphorylation; mitochondrial respirasome assembly; mitochondrial electron transport, cytochrome c to oxygen
Source: RefSeq, a predicted model, not a curated record